AUUUUACUAGUCGCUAAUAAAUUAGAUUUAGAUUGCCAAAGAGAAGUGUCAACUGCCGAAGGCAAUGCACUUGCACAACUAUGGGAAUGUCCGUUCAUUGAAGCCUCUGCGAAAGAUCGUAUUAAUGUAAACGAAGUAUUUGCAACAAUAGUACGUGAGAUGAAUAUGACCCAAGAUAAACGGCAGAAAAAAAGUUAUUGUUGUUGUGCUCUUUUAUAGAACGAUUUUUGAUAAUUAUUUCUUAUUAUAUACAUACAUAAA
This is a messenger RNA of Glossina fuscipes, 261 nucleotides long. Its product is annotated as ras-related protein Rap-2a-like. The annotation marks the transcript as partial. Gene Ontology annotation, biological process: negative regulation of cell migration; Rap protein signal transduction. Gene Ontology annotation, cellular component: plasma membrane. Gene Ontology annotation, molecular function: GDP binding; GTP binding; GTPase activity. Lineage: Eukaryota; Metazoa; Arthropoda; Insecta; Diptera; Glossinidae. The record is from RefSeq and is a predicted model, not a curated record. The transcript is spliced from 2 exons.